UCAAAUCAGCGGACUACAGAUCAUGGUGAUUCUGAUUCUGAUGAUGUCGACUUCGAUGUCGACAAUGAUGACGAUGAUGACAUCCCAGCAGAACUUCUUGCGACCAUCACAUCUCCUGGCCAUUCACGCCCCAUCACCAAUCACUUUGCAAUUGCGAAGCUCCUCCAGGACAGGGAGGUGGGGACGGUUCCCAUGCCAUUGUGCUCAUUCUCUGUCGGACCUCUCAAGUUUGAUGUUCCAGACCUGCGACCAGCCAUUGCUGACUUUCUUAGUCGCGAAGCUGCUCAUGGGCAGGAUUACGUUCAUACUAUUGGGGGGGCUAGGAGAGCUAAACCCACCGCUUCACUUCCAUUCGAAAAGCUCCAGGUCUGGUUCAAGCUUCGAUUGCAGGAUACGGAUCUUCAUGAUAUCAGUGUCGUGCCUGCUCAGACCCUGAAUUGUUCACCACCUUCUGGUGUCUGGACUUGCGGCCGGUAUGAUCCGGUCAUUGUAAACGACAAUGCGAGAUGCUCAUGGCCUGCCGAUGGUCUUCAUGGGCACACCGUUGGUGAAAUUAGGCUGAUUCUGCGUCCUGUUGGAAAAGCUGGCACAUAUUGGUCAUGGAAGGACCGCUUCCUCACCUACGUCUAUCGCUUCGACAUCAUUCCACAAGGUGGAACGCUCAAAUGGUACUCGGUGGGUGAUGUCGUACCAGUUACGCAGCUCAGGGCACCUGUCAACCUUGUACCUCGCUUUGGUGCAAGUGCGGACAAUCGUCUCACCCAAUAUAACAAUUCUCUCGUGCCACUAUACAACAUCGAAACGAGUACUUGGAACUGGGAUCUUCCAGUUAAUCCCCCUGGAGGUGGCUCGGACUCAGACACUAGUGGUGGUAGUAGCCACGGUGCUCCAGCGAGUCAGGACCCAGAGGUUGCAGAGAGUGCAACUUACGAAGAAAUUUUCGCAUCCUUUAUGAAUGCUCUUGCUGGCUGUUUAUCAGCAUCACAACCCCUCCUAGAACGCGAGUGUUAUGCAACUCGCACAUGGAGCGCAGCCAAUGCUCACAAGGCAUUGCCCGGGAGCGAGAUAAAGCGCAAACCUGACCUUGUUCUAUCUGACGAUGUCACAGCAAAGUGGGGAAAUAUCAGGCCUGCAAUGCGGCUUGGGAAGGCUCCAGACACCCAUGCCUACCUCAUGAUGAGCGAACAGCCCUGGAGGCGCUUUUCGCUCAUAUUAUCAUUCACUAAUGCCUAUCGUCAUCUCAGAGUCCUCCUGUAUGAUCACUCUGGUGGCGUGGUAUCUACCCGAAUGUGUCGGUAUGAUUCAACGGUUUCGUUCACGAAACUUGUUUCGCCACCCCCUCCAAAAAUCCGUGAAUAUCGCCCAAUCAAGAACAUACCCCGACGUAGCAGUUCAGCAGACCCUGCCGCAUCCACUUCUGAAUCCCUCGAUGAACUGGGCUCUCGGGACCCGUCCUUUGACGAUGAUAUAAAGUCUGUAGUCUCUCAUGACUCUGACGAUGAUCUCGAGUCUGUGGUCUCUGAUGACUCUGGCUCUGAGGAACGCUUAACUGACUCGGAGGACGCACCUGAAGGAAAUUCAAUUGAAUCUACUAUGCAAACGGAAGAAUUCCCCCCAUCCCUCCCUCCAGUGCAACCCACUACGGUGUCCAGUGCCCCCCUCCUCAGCCUCGCGUCCCAAAUUCCCCAGGACUUGACAGAGAGUAUAUCUUCCGUCACGCCUCAUCCUUCCCAAUUUCCCUACUCUGCGCACUCACCUGAACCUUGUGGCAAGAUCCGCGUAGGGGAUGACGUGUACAUUAUCAAGCGAAUUCUUUCUGCAAGCCGGGGGCUUGUUGGUCGUGGAUGUAUCUGCUAUCUGGCCAGUCUGGGCGAUGAAGAUUUUAUCAUCAAGGACCAUUGGGUUCUCGGCAAGCGGGAAGAUGUCAUUUUGAAUGAGAUAGAGAUGUUGAAAUUAAUGCAAGGUGUCCCUGGCGUUCCCGAGCUAGAUUAUUGGCUCGUCACGACAUCAGAAGGCGAGACGUCACUCGAAGUUAUCGCAAAAGGGAACGCCGGAGUACCAAGGGCACCAGUCGCACUCAUGUCCGCCUUGUCCUAA
Suillus subalutaceus is the source of this 2097-nucleotide messenger RNA. RefSeq lists its product as uncharacterized. The annotation marks the transcript as partial. The transcript has 7 exons. The record is from RefSeq and is a predicted model, not a curated record. Lineage: Eukaryota; Fungi; Basidiomycota; Agaricomycetes; Boletales; Suillaceae.